CCCAGAGGGGUCACCGAGGGACUCCACCGGGAAAGCUCAGACCCAUGCUCCUCCCUUUAUGUUGGAGGCGAUUUCUAAGCUGACUAUUUACGUGUGCUUUAUCCGUUUUCCAUUUUAAAUGAAUUUUCCUUUCACCCCAGAAAGACAGGACGGACUCCAGUGUGAGAAUGGCGGUGACUUUGGAAGAAGCUCCGUGGCUGGGCUGGAUCCUAGUGAAAGCCCUGAUGAGGUUUGCCUUCAUGGUCGCCAACAACGUGUUUGCUAUUCCAUCCUACCUCUUGUAUGUGCUCAUCCUUCAGCCUCUUCGAGUGCUGGACAGUCAGCUCUUCUGGUAUAUUGAAGGAAUCAUGUUUAAGUGGCUUUUAGGAAUUGUGGCUUCUUGGGGAUGGUAUGCUGGAUAUACAGUGAUGGAAUGGGGGGAAGAUGUCGAAGCAAUUUCAAAAGAUGAAGCAGUGAUGCUGGUGAAUCAUCAGGCAACGGGCGAUGUGUGCACGCUGAUGAUGUGCCUACAGGACAAGGGACUGGUUGUUGCUCAGAUGAUGUGGUUGAUGGAUCAUAUUUUUAAGUACACAAACUUUGGAAUUAUUUCUCUAAUUCAUGGAGACUUCUUUAUAAGACAGGGAAAAUCUCAUCGUGACCAACAGCUACUGCUUCUCAAGAAGCACCUAGAAAACAAUUACAGGAGCAGAGAUCGAAAAUGGAUUGUGUUGUUCCCAGAAGGGGGCUUCCUCAGGAAGAGGCGAGAAACAAGUCAGGCAUUUGCCAAGAAAAAUAACUUGCCCUUUCUUACACACGUCACCCUGCCAAGGAUUGGGGCAACAAAAAUUAUUUUGAAUACGCUUGUAGCACGCCAGGAAAAUGGAGCUCCAGCAGGAGGAGAUGCUAAAGAACUAGACAGCAAAUCACAAGGCCUCCAGUGGGUGAUAGAUACUACCAUAGCUUAUCCCAAAGCUGAACCGUUAGAUAUUCAAACCUGGAUCCUUGGCUACCGGAAACCAACAGUCACACAUGUGCACUACAGGAUCUUUCCAAUUAAAGAUGUACCCCUGGAGACUGAGGAUGACCUUACUGAUUGGCUGUAUCAACGGUUUAUUGAAAAAGAGGACCUUUUAUCACAUUUUUAUAAAACAGGAGCUUUUCCACCUCCCAAGGACCAUACGGAAGCUGUUUCCAGGGAGAUGACCCUCAGCAAUUUGAGGCUGUUUCUCUUACACUCCUUUACGUUUUUGUCAGGCUAUAUGUGGUACAACAUCAUUCAGUAUUUUUACCAUUGCCUGUUUUAGGAAUUGACUCAGCAAAGUCACCAUAGGAGUUCAGACUUUCAUAAAUGUACAUUAUUUUUCAUGUGCAAAUCAGAUUAUAAAAAAAAAAAAAAAAAGCAAAGAAAAUUCAAUGGAUGGAUUAAUCCUUAUCCCCCUUUGGGAUAUUUUAAAACUCUACUAAAAUGAAGAUCAGUAAUAUAAUGACCUGCUAAUAUAUUUUAAGAACUUUUCACGUUUUAAAAAGAUGCACUCUACCAUACGUGUAAGCAAACAUCGUAUUUGGAGAAAAGGAGACCAUUAUUAAAUCAUCCUAGAAGACUGAGAGAAAUUCUGUUGCCACCAGAUAUACUUGAUAAUUUCGUUCAAGCUCAGAAAGUCGUAUUCGUUGCUCUUAGCUGGUAGUCUGUACAUCACCAGUGCUCUGGAGAACACUCGUUUCUACCAGCUCUCGUGCUGUGUUGUAGGGACCUCGAGGGGAGCCGCUGGGCACCUUCUGGAGAACUGUUUCCCUGUCAUUUGUGGUAACAAACUCUAAUCCUCAACAGCUAGGUGGGGUACAGUUUUAGGCAUUUUCUGUCAGGGGUCGCGGGGCAGGAGCAAUGUCCAUUGAGCAUGUUCCGGUACUAAUGUGUUCUUUGAAAGUCCCGCCCAGGCUAGCUCAGUCCACCACCAUGUCUCCAUGCGCUAGUGCUUCCCUGUAAGAGGGGCUCACUUUGGUCUGCCUUCUCAUAGGCUGGUAAUUGUCUUUUACAAAACGCACUUUGAUAAGAUGCAGAUAUAGUGAAGGAUUAGUAAUAGAGUCUAAAAAAAACAAAGCGUAGUCAGGAUUCUUGAGAGGCUGACUUGUCUCUUCACAUUUACUUGCGUGCUGGUGCUCUCCGACCCACCCUGCACUGGGCACCUCCCCUGUGAUGUGAUAGUUGUAUUUAUAGCACAGAGCCUUUUUUUUUCCAUUUUAACAUACUAGCACGAAAUGCAUUUGGGGAUGGUUGAAACAAAUUAAUGCAGAACAUCUAAAUGAUCAGUUUGAGAAGAAAUGGGCUAGUUUAUUAGGAAAAAAAAAAAAAAAACAGAGCCAGGCAGUUGAUUUAAAAUGGUUACAGGUUCUUCUGUGGCACCCCAGAACCUGUGCAGACAGUGCUCUGUUCCAGCAUCGGGUCAAGGAGCUGCCAGUCUCAGGGUACACGCAGUCAGGAGAUGGGCCAGCACAAAAGGCUUCUCAGUCUCUUCUAGUUACUUUUGAAGAGGAUAAAGUCAAGUUUCGAUUUCUAGAAAAUAAGAGUUUUCUGUAUUUGUCACUGUGUUGAUGUGAUUUACCUCAUGGGCGAACCAAACUCUUCUCAAACAGCAGUGCACUUCAUCCGUGCGUAACCUGUGCUCCCAGGGCUGAGACGCGUGUGCUUCUCGGUCUGGGACUGUACGACUGUUAAGACCCUAGUAAGCCAAUGAUAGUUUCCUGUAAUAUGCACACUGUAGAUUCCCCUGUUGUCUCUAAUCACACAAAUAACAACUUGGAGAAGUAAGCUAUAAAAUAAAAAUAAAGGCUAAUAUUUUCCAUCUUUAAAUAAACCAAAAAAACUGAGAAGAUGUGACUUUUCCCUAGUUACGUGGGAAAGGUAAAGCAACACCAAAUAAAAGCCCACAGCAGCCUCCCCUGUUGAGCUAACUCAGUGCACACAGGAAAGAGAAGGAAGCAUCCCUUGAAAUACCUCACUGAACAGGACGCUACUACUGGGAAGCUGCAGAUGCCAGUGUUAAUGUGCUUGGUUUGGUCCUGUUUGUUGUAAGAUGCCAUUUUUUUUGAAAUCUGAGCAUUUCAUUGCGUGCCCACCUAGAGUGGCAGUUGUAUAAGAGACACCAGUCUUAAUUCAGAGAUGUGGAUGAUGAUGAUGGGAAGCCAGACAGAAACUUAGAGAUGCUUCUGUUUGAGCCCAGCAAACACUAAAUCACACCACUAAAUUAAAAGGUAAAUUUGAAAUCGUUCAUUUGAGAGAUUAGUCAGCUAUCGGGGGAUGAGUUGCUCCCUGUCAAGUAUGGCUUGCACAGUCCUGGCUAACAGACCUUUUCUUCAUUGCUAAAGCAAGCCACAAGGUGGAGUGGCCAGUCCUGCUGUCAGACAUACAAACGUGCCUAUGUAAAUGUGGGUUAGGGCCCCUUCUGCCAUCACCGUGCUCCAGAGGCACUUGCUAAAUACACUGUAUACGUUAAGCACGUGACCCUGUAAGAUGCUUUGCUUUUCAGGCCCAGUAUCAUUUCAGCUGUCUCUAGACAGAUACCAACAGAUGGGAGUUAAAAAACAGACCUGUGAGCUGUAAAUAGAUGUGUGUUUGAUCAGCCCUCUCCCUCUUUUGAUUCUUUUAUCAACAUGUUCUUUCUCUCCUACUUGCAAAAUGUUUCCUUGAGACCAUUGAUGGUGGUUUCCUUGUCAGUAUCUAGAGUUCUCCUGCUCACACUAGGGAGAGAGAAUAGUGUUCUUCACGGGGCUGUCUGAGGAAGCAGUAGCGUGCACAGAAGUGAGUACAACUCCCAGUGCGUGCUUUCUUUGUUAAGGGAGAUGAAAGGAGACCUAAAGGAAGAUAGACGUUUUAUCAAGGGGGAAGAAAAGAAACCUGUCAGUUUUACACUAGUAGCUUGUAGAAUCUCAGCACUUCUCAGUCUCAGCUGGUCUGCCCAGCUUCUCUCAGCAGAAGGGUUGAGAACUUGUGGCUGGAGUCCUAGUAUCAAGAGGUACCUGUAAUGGGAACAUCUGCUUGGCCAUGGCAGGUCCAGUGACUACAAAAGUGACAACCCAGCAGUUCACUGUUUACUUCAGAAACAGUUAUUGGUGUUAAAAUAUACACACAUUGUGGAGAAACCUAUUACCAAUGAAAGUAAAGAGAAACGAUAGAAUGAGAAAUAAUGUUUUGGGUGGGCAAAUUAGUGGAGAAUCUAAAUAGCAGAUUUGAAAAAAGAUAGCUGUGAGUUCAAAUCUGUCCUAUUAUUAAAGUAGUUUUCAGUAUUACAACCAACCAUUAAUUUUCCACAGUAAAGGUACUAGGAUUAAAGGAAUUAAUCCAGUAAUCAUAAGUAAGCCAAAAAUAUAAUUUUAUUUAGGAGUUUGAAUUUCUAUUCUCAUCAGACUUUUCUUCUAGGGAUGCUUACUUGUUAAAAAAAUGAUUUGAAUUGUAUAUUAAUUUCUCUUGCCUAUGUAUUUGUGACUGUGUCAAUGAGUAGAGAAAUUAUAUGGAAAGAAAGACAUACAGGUAUGAGGAAGAGGAGACAAAAAGCCUGAAUAAUCCACAGGCUAGAAAAUGGGUCCUUGAGUAAUCAAGAGUUGACGGUAUUGAAAUUGUUCUCAAGCCGUUUUAGGGAAAUGAAAUCUUAAAUCACCAAAUGGAAACCUCAGAACAUCGUCCAGGUUAAUGUGGUUUGUGCUGAUGUUAAGAAUGCCUGUUGGUUCUUUGCUCACAUCACCAACUACGUGUGGAUUUGUCUUGGUAACUGUUUUGACAAUCACUUUCCUAACCAGUUCUUCUGAACCAGUUGGACAUGGUUAGAAUCGUAGAAAGUCAUCUUCAAUCAUGAGUAGUCUUAUUGGAAUCAGAAAUCUUUUUCUAUUUAAGAAAAUGUUUUAUUUGCACUGCGGAAUAGGAAGAGUUGGUUGUUCUCUUCUUCUUCUUUUUUUUUUUUGAAAGUCAUUACACAGGACUUCACUCCAGAGUUAUCCUGGGAGUGUGUUCAGCUCUGGCCCACAAAGGAUGGAUAAAAAUGCUUUGUCUUGUUAUUGUUUUGCCAUGCAGUGCCGUCAACCUGAGGUCUGUUCACAUGGAAAGCAAAGUCACAAACAGCACCGGGCAGCAGGUAUACUGGUUCAGUUUAUGAGGGGUAGAGAUGAAAGUUUUUGGGACCAAAACCACCUACACUGGAAAUUUCUAGAUCACAAGGGGCCGAGUGUUCUCUGGAGCAGUCAGUCACUGGUUGGUGCUUUGUUCUACUCAUUGUGCGCCGAUCCCCAACAAUUAGGAACUGAAUCCUGGGAACAAGCUGAGGGUGCUGAAGUGUUGCGGGAGGGUGACUGUAGCCAUAUGGAAGAUAAAAUAUGGGUUUCUCUGCAGAAUUUCCACUUGAGGAUUUUUACAUUUACCAUUUUUUUAAAAACGGUUUAAAGGUCAAAAGUUUUUUAAAGUAUAUUCUAAUUGCAAAGUAUGACACCUUACUUUUAAGGUGUGAACUGUUGAACACAUGACUGUAGUGCACAGUCUUUACAUGGAAGAAGUCUUCAUUUUAUAGUAACUUAUUUUAUUGUUGGGUAAUGAAACAGUUACACAUUGAACUGCCAUUGUUUGUAUCAGUGCUUUCAUCUUCUUUGCAGUUAUACAAGUUGUAUUUAUUUUAUACAGUGGAUCUUGGUUUUCCUGAUGCCUUAUGUUUACUUCGGCUUGGUGCCCUCUCCUUCCUUGUGUAUCUGCAUGUCCUAACGUAUGAUCAGAAUGAAUGUAAAGGCUGUGGCAACUGUAAUGAAUUUUUGUAAAGGGCUGGUCACACAUGGAUCUGGUUGAUGAAUGCAUUUGCAGUUGUUUUAGUAACCAGGUCACCGUUGUCAGAAAUUGAGAUGUACACACCAAAAGAAGCAUUUUCUCAACAAAAAUUAAUAGCUGGUUCUAUUUUUUUUUAACCCUGAAAAAAUAAAGUUGAUUUUUUUUUUUUUUU
This is a messenger RNA of Trichechus manatus latirostris (Florida manatee), 5951 nucleotides long. RefSeq names its product lysophosphatidylglycerol acyltransferase 1 (gene LPGAT1). Gene Ontology annotation, biological process: phosphatidylinositol acyl-chain remodeling. The record is from RefSeq and is a predicted model, not a curated record. Bases 168 to 1283 code for a protein of 371 amino acids. Gene Ontology annotation, molecular function: acyltransferase activity. Gene Ontology annotation, cellular component: endomembrane system; endoplasmic reticulum. The transcript has 7 exons. NCBI's taxonomy places the organism in Eukaryota, Metazoa, Chordata, Mammalia, Sirenia, Trichechidae.